AUGAUCAUCUUUAAGAAAUUGGCGGCCAGCUUUAGCCCCACCGUCAACAGCGGCGGGGGCAGUAUAGGGUCGCAGCCACUGAAACAGAUAUUGCGGAAACUUCAAGUAAACUGGAGAGAGGUUAAAUGGAUUGUUUCUCUAUUUGUUUUGACAGUCUUGCUGUCACUUGUUGUCUACCGUUCGACGUCACUUGUGCAGCCACUUCUGCCGCAAUUUCCUAGAUUAUCUACACUUGUGCCGCCGCUGGUAGCAGCCAAACAAGAAAUUAACAACACUGAUACUAUUGAGGCGAAAGAUAUGAGAAAUAUGGCGAGAAUCUUGAAGGAAGCAUCGCUGAAGGACAAGAAUACGGUAAUAGUGACAAUGAUGAACCAGGCUUGGGCUAAGCCAAAUUCCAUAUUUGAUAUGUUUCUUGAGAGUUUUCGAAUCGGCAAUGGGACUAAUAGGCUACUCCGCCAUAUCGUGGUGUUGUGUUUGGAUGAUAAAGCCUACUCACGGUGCUUGGAGGUCUUUCCCCGCCAUUGCAUAUUGCUAAGGACUCCUGGUGUUGAUUUCUCCGGCGAGAAGCGGUACAUGGUCCCUGAUUAUCUCAAGAUGAUGUGGCGCCGGACUGAGUUCUUGGGUACUUUGCUUAAGCUUGGAUAUAACUUCCUCUUCACGGACAUGGAUGCAAUUUGGCUUCGAGAUCCAUUUCCUCGAUUAGUUGCGGAUGUAGAUUUUCAGAUCGCUUGCAAUUUAUACUUCAACGGAAAUUUCAGCGACAUGCGGCACAAUGCAGCCAAUGGCGGAUUCAAAUACGUCAUGUCGAACAACAGAACAAUCAAUUUCUACGACUAUUGGUAUGACUCCAGACUAAGAUUCCCCGGUAAACACGAGCAAGACGUGCUUAACUAUAUCAAAUUAGAUCCAUACGUUAAAGAAAUCGGGCUCAAGAUGAGGAUGAUAGAUACAGUCGACGUUGCAAGUUUCUGCCAACCAGACUGGGAUAUAACCAAAGUCUGCGUAAUGCAUGGGAAUUGUUGUAUUGGCCAGGCUAAUAAGGUCAAGGAUUUGAGGCACGUUCUUGAGGACUGGACCAACUUUUUUGUCAAUGGCGACCGGAAAAGAGGGUUUCGACAGCCGAGGAAUUGCCGGCGUAGUAACAGGUGGAGGCCUCCCAGGAGGCCCAAAAGGAGUGGUUGA
Microthlaspi erraticum is the source of this 1182-nucleotide messenger RNA. The record is from the annotation of a GenBank genome assembly. NCBI's taxonomy places the organism in Eukaryota, Viridiplantae, Streptophyta, Magnoliopsida, Brassicales, Brassicaceae.